Oncorhynchus gorbuscha (pink salmon) is the source of this 5917-nucleotide messenger RNA. RefSeq names its product disintegrin and metalloproteinase domain-containing protein 10-like. The record is from RefSeq and is a predicted model, not a curated record. The coding region runs from base 94 to 2496 and encodes 800 amino acids. The transcript is spliced from 17 exons. Gene Ontology annotation, molecular function: metalloendopeptidase activity involved in amyloid precursor protein catabolic process. Lineage: Eukaryota; Metazoa; Chordata; Actinopteri; Salmoniformes; Salmonidae. Gene Ontology annotation, biological process: membrane protein ectodomain proteolysis; Notch signaling pathway. Gene Ontology annotation, cellular component: synaptic membrane; plasma membrane.
UCGGGGCGUGAAAGAGAGGAAGCUGCGAUCAACACAGGCAGGGCGUCUGAGCCUAAACAAGGACAAAGUGAUCACGGUAUCAAUGCUCUAACAAUGGACUUAGCAGAUAUGCUUAUCGUCAAAUUCUUCUGUUUCGUCUACUUAAUAAAUUACACCCAGGGUUAUCAUUAUGGGAACCCCCUGAACAAGUAUGUGCGUCACUACGAGGGUCUGUCCUAUAACACCUACGAGUUACAGGACAAGCACCUGAGAGCCAAGAGGGCCCUCCACCACCAAGACACAUUUCUCCAUCUAGACUUCCACGCACACGGAAGACAUUUUAACCUGAGGAUGAAGAAAGACACCAGUCUGUUUGCUGAGGACCUGAAGGUAGACAUGGGAGGACAGGAGGUGAACUAUGACACCUCUCAUAUCUACACUGGAGAAAUAUAUGGGGAGAAAGGUACCCUGAGCCAUGGGUCUGUGGUGGAUGGGAAGUUUGAGGGCUUCAUCCAGACGUACCAGGGGACGUUCUACGUAGAGCCAGCUGAGCGAUACCUGAAGGACCGGGACGUUCCCUUCCAUUCAGUUAUCUACCACGAGGACGACAUCAAUUACCCCCACAAGUAUGGUCCAGAGGGGGGCUGUGCCGACCACUCUGUGUUUGAGAGGAUGAAGAAAUACCAGGCCACCGCCAUGGAGGAGCCAAACACGAAGCUCCAUGCAGAGGAGGCGUCCAGUGACCCGGUGUUGCUGAGGAAGAGGAGGACGGCUCAGAUAGAGAAGAACACCUGUCAACUCUUCAUCCAGACAGACCACCUCUUCUUCAAGUACUACAAGACCAGGGAGGCUGUCAUCGCACAGAUCUCUAGUCACAUCAAGGCUAUUGAUGCCAUCUACCAGGGAACAGACUUCAUGGGUAUCCGGAACAUCAGCUUUAUGGUCAAGAGGAUACGGAUCAACACUACUACAGAUGAGAGGGACCGGUCCAACCCUUUCCGCUUCGCUAACAUCGGCGUGGAGAAGUUCCUGGAGCUGAACUCUGAGCAGAAUCACGACGACUACUGUCUGGCCUACGUCUUCACUGACAGGGACUUUGAUGAUGGUGUGCUGGGUCUGGCCUGGGUUGGAGCUCCUGCAGGAAGUUCUGGAGGGAUCUGUGAGAAGAGUAAGCUGUACUCUGACGGGAAGAAGAAGUCCCUGAAUACCGGCAUCAUCACUGUUCAGAACUACGCCUCCCACGUCCCUCCGAAGGUCUCACACAUCACCUUUGCCCACGAGGUGGGACACAACUUUGGCUCGCCGCAUGACUCUGGGUCAGAGUGCACCCCAGGGGAGUCUAAGACCCAGGAUAAGAAGGAGAAGGGGAACUACAUCAUGUACGCCCGAGCCACAUCAGGAGACAAACUCAACAACAACAAGUUCUCCGUCUGUAGUGUCAGGAACAUCAGCCAGGUCCUGGAGAAGAAGAGGGGAAGCUGCUUUGUCGAGUCAGGCCAGCCCAUCUGUGGUAAUGGGUUAGUGGAGCCAGGGGAGGAGUGUGACUGUGGAUACAGCGAUCAGUGCAGAGACCAGUGUUGCUAUGACGCCGACCAGCCUGACAACAGGAAGUGUAAACUAAAACCCAACAAAGUCUGCAGUCCCAGCCAGGGCCCGUGCUGUACUCCUGAGUGCUACUAUAAGGGCCGUAAUGAGAAGUGUCGUGAGGAGUCUGAGUGUGCUCAUCAGGGCAUGUGUAACGGGGGUACGGCCCAGUGCCCCACCUCUGAACCCAAGGCCAACUUCACCGCCUGCCACGGAGAAACUCAAGUGUGCCUCAACGGGGGCUGUUCUGGCUCCAUCUGUGAGAAGUAUGGUCUGGAGGUCUGUACCUGUGCCAGCGUGGAGGGCAAGGACGAGACUGACGAGCUGUGCCACGUUUGCUGUAGUGAGAAAAUGAACCCCAACACCUGCAGCAGUACGGGUUCAGAGAAGCUGGCCGGGUUCUUCAAUAAGAAAGUCACCACGCUGCCUGCGGGGUCUCCCUGCAACGACUUCAAGGGCUACUGUGACGUGUUUAUGAGGUGUCGGCUGGUGGACGCGGACGGCCCUCUGGCCAGACUGAAGAAGGCCAUCUUCAACCCUGAGCUCUAUGAGAACAUUGCAGAGUGGAUAGUGGCUCACUGGUGGGCAGUGUUGUUGAUGGGCAUCGCUUUGAUCAUGUUGAUGGCUGGCUUCAUUAAGAUCUGUAGUGUCCACACCCCUUCCAGCAAUCCCAAACUGCCUCCACCCAAACCACUACCAGGCACGCUAAAGAGGAGGAGAGCCCAGCAGCACGCACGGGACGCCCGAGACGCCCAGGUGCACCAGUCCCAGUCCCACCACGGAGGUGGAGAUCACGGCCAGCACCACCCAGUCUCCGGAGGCCAGCGGCAGCAGCCCUCACGCCAGGCCCAGCCACAGCCCCAGCCUCAGAGGCAUCACCGCAGCCAGGGCCAGCCUAGAGAAAACUACCAGAUGGGUCAGAUGAGACGCUGAGCUGUUGAGACACCGGGGCUCGGGGUGGGACCACUCGGGGUGGAACCGCUAGGUCCGCUGCUCCUUCCAUCGACUGCUCCUUGCCUUGGCUCCUCCACGUGCCUAUCUAUGUAACUGGUGGGACUGGGAUUUGAACCGAUUUGUGGGAUUUUAAUCCGGGUCUCCAGGGUGGGAAUCUGACAUCCUAACCAUUUAGAUCAACAGGAUUUUCUUCGCUUUUUCUUGAUUGGAAUCAAGGGAAAGGGAAUCACACUUUAGUUUUUACACAUUUUUUUUAGGAUUUCCUCUUGGUCUAAUGGUUAAGGUGUUGGGUUGCCACGUGGGAGGACCUGGGUUCGAAUCCCACCAGUUUACACCUAACAGUAGGAUAAAACACUUGCUUCAGUCCUUCCAAAGAACAGCCUUAAACUGGUUGUUUUACCAUCCUCAUACCCUCCAUCUACAAACAAAACAGAGUUGAGAAAGUGAGAAUAAACUGACCCCCCCCCUCUCCAACAACCACCACUGACUAGAGCCUGCAGCACGGCUGACCUCUUCAGUCUUGUUUUCUGUGGCUCUCUAUGUGCAGUGGAAUCCACCAUCAGUCAUUUUGUUUGACCAUCCACCAUUUUUUUAUCUUGUGGAGUGGAGUGGAAGUGACCAUCCACCAUUUUGUUUUUUUGUGGAGUGGAGUAGAAGUGACCAUCCACCAUUUUGUUUUUUUGUUUUGUGGAGUGGAAGUGACCAUCCACCAUUUUGUUUUUUUGUUUUGUGGAGUGGAAGUGACCAUCCACCAUUUUGUUUUGUGGAGUGGAAGUGACCAUCCACCAUUUUGUUUUGUGGAGUGGAAGUGACCAUCCACCAUUUUGUUUUGUGGAGUGGAAGUGACCAUCCACCAUUUUUUUAUUUUUUUAUUUUUGUGGAGUGGAAGUGACCAUCCACCAUUUUUUUAUUUUUUUUUUUUUGUGGAGUGGAAGUGACCAUUGGCCAUUUCCAAUGCAGUAGGUCUUCGGUCUGCCUCUUUUUCCCACCAAAUCUUUCUUUCUUUCAAUGGAGUGCCAACGAGUGGAGGAAUGGAAUGGUUUCAUCACGUGUAGCUUUACUACCUUCGGUCAUGUUUUUUCUUUCGAUUUGUAAAGUACCUCCGCUUUGAGUGAGAACACCCAUGUGAUCCGUGGCUCCUGGUUGGUUGAAAUGUUUUGUCAGCCAUAGUAGCCAGGAAAUGAAGUGAAAAACACUCGGAGGAGAUUUGCUAAAAACACAACGUUUCAAACAAAACUGGGAAAAGAGACGAAGCUCUUCUCUUGGUUUCUCCAUGUAGAGACUGACUGUCUUCUGCAUGUGAUUGUACAGAUUUCAUUGUAACAUAAGUGAAAAAACUAAACUAUUUCUUCUACUGUAAAUGUACGUAUGAUUCUUGACUGUGUUUUUGGGUUAGUACUGUACUCUCAGGACAGUAACACAAAUGAAGAUAUCUGGAAUAGUAAAUGGACAGCAUUUCACCAAUCAAGUUCUUCUUUUACUGCAGUGAUGGAAUCACAUGGAUGGAAUUCUCUAUGGCGUUGUGUUUAGCGUCCGGUUGCAAGAUGCUCUAGGUUCCAAGGGUUGAACAAAAAGGUCACCGCCAUUUUCCCACUACUUCUCACCUUUGACCUUUUGUGACUUUGAAGAUCUCCAAGAUCUCUUCAUCGGGUAACGACUUGUUCUGAUCACGUCACGAUGACAUCAUGAUUAAUGACUUGUUCCGGUCGCGUCAUGAUGACAUCAUGAUUAAUGACUUGUUCCGGUCGCGUCAUGAUGACAUCAUGAUUCAUGACUUGUUCCGGUCGCGUCACGAUGACAUCAUGAUUAAUGACUUGUUCCGAACACCGUCAUGAUGACAUCACGAUGUAAAGACUUGUUCUGUUGACGUCACGAUGACAUUACGAUGUAACGACUUGUUCUGAUGACGUCACGAUGUAACGAUUCGGGAUAGAAGAAUCAGGGGAAAGAAAGGAAAGGGAACUUCAUUUUUAGUUUUUACACACUUCUUCUUUUUCUUGAUAUGUUUUGAUGCAGAAGAAUAGAACAAAUAACCACUAAUGGAAAGCUGAUGAUUCUGCCUGUUAUAUUAGGUCAGUGAUGCGUUUUUCUUUAUUUUUUUUAAGAGACAUUUUAUGGCACGCAUUCAAAAUGGCAGCCUAUUCACUAUUUAGCCCUAUGCACCCUUGGUCAAAAGUAGUGCACUAUAUAGGGUUUAGGGUGCCAUUUCGGACAUACACUUACUUUAGUACGGAGUGCAUUAAUAGUAUCAAAUUGCUAGGUUUAUGUGAGUGUGGAAAAUAAAUACAAAAACAAUUCCAGAAUGGAUGAAAAAAAAAAAACAUUGAAUACAAUUGAUAUCAAACUGUUCAUUUUCAAUGUGGGCAUGGAGUCAUUAUUAUUAUUAUUAUUUUUUAAUAUGACUACGGUUGAUUUGACAAAAGGUCUGUACUAAAUUGUCUGUUACGUAAUUGAUCACAACCGAUAACUUGCCAAUGAUAGCUGGUGUUUACUAGUUUGGGUCUGUAGUUCAGACAGCAGGGGGAGGAGUUAUUCCAAGAUGGUGGCACUUUCAAACUAACACUAACACUAUGUAUAGAGCUAGAAUCUGGAUUGAGUGGUCUUCCAUCCUGCAACAAUGUGUGUGGAGGCCUGGAUUGGGUUCAUUAGGCAUCAAACGGAAGAAAACGGACUGCAACACGGAAGGGCCUACCUGGAUUUGUCUAUAAAAAAAAGAAACGUUCAUUUUCGUUUUUUUCCCGUUACAAAACGUUUUGAACACCGUUUUCUGCUGUUUGCCCUAAUGAAGACGACCCUGUUGUGUUGCUCCUCUGUGUCCUUUACCGAGGUGAAGACUGUGGGCUUUUGACAUUUAACAUUGGUGUGCCAUACAUGUCUUUGUACUUGUGGGCGAACGAGUCAUAUCAUUUUAUGAAUGAGUCACAUCUUUUUCUUUUUAUCAUUACCUUCUAUGUAGGAAAAGCCAGUAGGAAGGUCUCUAAAAGCCAUGCACUAGUUUGAAUGGAUGUCACAUAGCCUGGACCCAGACCUACUACUGCUGUCUGGCCAACUCCUAUGGUAAUUGUCAUGCCAAACAGUGAUUUGACUAUGAUUUAUUUUAUUAUUUUUUUGCAUAGGAGUUGGCCAGUCAAACAGAUGUGGGGGUCCCUGGAUAGAAGUGUCAGGGUUUUUUUGAGGAGAUAAAGACUACGAGACAGGAGUACUAGGUGUUUACUCCUGCCCUUUUAAAACUACAAAGACGGUAGGCUGGGUUGAUGUGGAACAGCAUUUGGAACAUAGCCUAGAUCACGUAAGCAACUUCAAAGCUAACCCCAACCAUACUGUUCUGGGUCAAAUCUGUUCUUUUCAACACUAUCAUGCUGACCCCAACCAUACUGUUCUGGGUCAAAUCUGUUCUUUU